Molecule: messenger RNA, 1610 nt
Organism: Sorghum bicolor (sorghum)
Lineage: Eukaryota; Viridiplantae; Streptophyta; Magnoliopsida; Poales; Poaceae
Product: CCR4-NOT transcription complex subunit 3
Exons: 1
Coding region: 277-1119 (280 amino acids)
Molecular function (GO): DNA-binding transcription factor activity
Source: RefSeq, a predicted model, not a curated record
UCAGCGCUACUGUUUGCAGAUAAAAAAAUUGCACUAGUAGCAGUACCUGAAGCUCUAAAAAAUGAUGGGCUGUUCCGCUGUUGGCCUCCGCCUGGCCUAGUUUGCGUUUCCAUAUAUAGAAAAACCACAGCUCUCUAGACCAUCACCAGAGCAGACCAGACCAAGACCAGUGACUUCCCCUCACCUCUCAACUCUCAUCACCUCUCUCGUGUCGCCGUGCAAUCUCCGACAAGGCAGGGGCGUUUCAUUUCACUUCCUCCUCCUACAAAUAUCCACAUGGACGACGACUCCCCGUCUCCCGCGGCGGCGGCCGACCUGUCGCUGACGCUGGCGCCGGCGCCUCCCGCGCCGCCUCCAGCGGGCCCCGGGGGCGGAGGAGGAGGAGGUGUGGCGACGGCGUGCGUGGACGGCAAGGACGUGCGCCUGUUCCCGUGCCUCUUCUGCAACAAGAAGUUCCUCAAGUCGCAGGCGCUCGGGGGCCACCAGAACGCGCACAAGAAGGAGCGGAGCGUCGGCUGGAACCCCUACUUCUACAUGACCCCGCAGUCCACCAAUGCGGCGCCGCCGAGCCCCACCGCCCCGCAAACCUACGCCGGCGUCGGCGUCGGCUACGGCGUCGCGGGCGCUGCGUCUGCCGCGGCGAGCGGCAUCCUCCCCGCGUCGUACGCCGCGGGCCACGUGUACGCCCCCAUGCCGGCGCCGUUCCCCAUCGCCUCGCACAGCUCCAGCGGGCUACAGUACUACGCGCCCCACGAGGGAACAACAGCGGCGGCGGUGUCGGCGGGGACGGGGGCGGGGUUGCCGACGACGACCGCGACGGGCGAGGCCGGGUCCGGGUCCGGCGCGGGCGUCGUGCUUGCCCCGCGCGCGCGCUACGCCACGCACCAGCUGGCGGCCGAGCAGCCCGGGGGCGCCGGCCGCGACGACCUGAUCGACAUGCUCAACUGGAGGAGGGGCUGCCACGGCACCACGGCGUCGGCUGCCGCCACCACCGCGUCGCCCGCCAGCACCACCACGACGCUCACCACCUCCUGCGCCGGCGGCGCCGGCAACGGCGACGGCGGCAGCAGCAACAACGACGACGACGGUGGCGAGCUCGACCUCAACCUCAGCCUCUAGCAGUCCGUUCCGUCGUCAUCGUCGUCUACCUACGCCAAGGUUAUUCUUAAUCAUGUGCCGCCGGCCUAUCCGUACGCUACGCGUGUCACUUAAUUAGCUCUUAGUAGCCACGUUAAUUACUCUCCCUCUCUUCCUCUCUCUCCUCCCUUGUAUGCCGUCAUGUUUUUAGUACGUCUCGUCAUCUAUUCUCCAGUGUCUUUUGCCAUGGCCGCCUGAUGAAUUGUUGUUGUUCAUCAUGUUUUUUUUUUCUCGAGGAUUUGUUUGUCCGCUUGAUCCUCGUUGCGGCCUCCGGUUGUUUGUUGGGGGUUCGCCAUUCCCUCGCGUCCGGUUGUAUUGGGACUGCUGUCUGGCUGUCUGCUGCUGGUCCGGCGCGCGGCAGCAAUCAGCCCACCAGUGGCAAGAACAACAAUGCCCGCGCCGCGCCACGGCGUCGCUGUUGAGCUGCUCAUGUCAAUGUUACGCCACGUUUUCUGUGCCGGUGCAGUCCGUUC